CAUCCUCCAACCACGCACACCCCCGCCGAGAACGGGGAUGUCAUAUGAUAGACUAGGUACGUCUCUCAAUUUCGGCGCAACUUUUGAGCUUCAUAAGCUUUUCGUUAGAGUGCCCACGUUGUGAAUGUGCCACUGCCAUUCACCCAACAUACGCGGCGUGAACUCUCUUGAGCGCAACAUCCAACCUCUUCCUGCGCGGCGCACAGAAACUUCCUUGAGGGAAGCUCACGAUUUUCAAACACAGCCCUCCUGCUUAGUAGAGGAGCGAGUUUUCUCUUCUUUCUGCGGCACAGUCUGCGACUUGAGUAACCACCACCCUCUAACACAUCUCGAAUUCAACAGACCACCCGGGCCAAGGCCGUCAAGACGAAUAUUACAGUAUGAAUAAUCGACCGGGACGAACGCCUUCGCCUGGGCAUCCAGUAAAUCAAGGCUAUCAACUUGAAGAUACUGGACCCUAUGGCAGACCCGGCGGAUCUCCUGGACCUGGCAGACACAAUCUAGAGAUUCCUAUGGGUCCUGGACGCCAUACUCCAAGUGACCGAUUACAGGCGCAGCCUACAUACUCGGUCGAAAACAUCAACAACUCAUAUGGGCACAAUGAAGAGUAUGAGCAAAGCUACCCCCUCGACCCGAACCACAAUUAUCAACAAGACUACGCCAUAAACCCACAAGCUCAUCACGACCAAUACUAUAAUCCACCAUACCAACCUUCACCACACGAAGAGCACCCCUUGACCACCUACCCUUCGAACGCGGCGGACCCGUAUUUCAACCAUGAAGAAGAACACCGUCCAAUUCUCCAGGCGCAGGACACCGGCUACGGACCAGACCCCCAUAGUGCUCCAGGAUAUUCAGACUACGAUGGAGCUCAUGGCCCCGAGCCAUCAGCGACACCAGUCCCUGCGCUCAAACGUUAUAAGACCGUGAAGGAGGUGCAAUUAUUCAAUGGCAAUCUCGUCCUUGACUGUCCGAUCCCACCAAAGCUUCUGAAUAUGGUACCACAUGCUCAACCGCCUGAGAGGGAUGAAUUCACACAUAUGCGAUACUCAGCAGCAACUUGUGACCCCAGCGAGUUCUUCGAAGAGCGCUUCACUCUCAGACAGAAGCUUUUCGCAAAGCCAAGACACACAGAACUGUUUAUUGUGGUUACUAUGUAUAAUGAAGACGAUAUUCUCUUUGCCCGAACAAUGAGCGGUGUGUUCAAGAAUGUUGAAUACAUGUGCUCCCGCAAGGACAGCAAGACCUGGGGAAAGGAUGCGUGGAAGAAGAUAGUGGUCUGCGUUGUCAGUGAUGGUCGUGCCAAGAUCAACGAGAGAACGAAGGCUGUGUUGGCAGGUAUGGGAGUGUACCAGGACGGAAUUGCCAAGCAACAAGUCAAUGGAAAGGACGUGACAGCACAUAUUUACGAAUACACCACGCAGGUCGGUAUUUCGGUCAAGAAGGAUCUAGUUGAGCUUCGCCCAAAGCAGCAGCCGGUGCAGAUGCUCUUCUGUCUGAAGGAAAAGAAUCAGAAGAAGAUCAACUCGCACAGAUGGUUCUUCCAAGCAUUCGGACGUGUUUUAGAUCCAAAUAUUUGUGUUCUCAUCGAUGCGGGUACCAAGCCAGGAAAAGACUCCAUCUACCACCUUUGGAAAGCUUUCGACUUGGAGCCUAUGUGCGCUGGUGCCUGUGGAGAGAUCAAAGCAAUGUUGGGACCUGGAGGGAAGAAUCUGCUCAAUCCGCUUGUGGCCACGCAGAAUUUUGAAUACAAGAUGAGCAAUAUCUUGGACAAGCCGCUGGAAUCUGCUUUUGGUUUCAUUUCAGUCUUGCCAGGUGCUUUUUCUGCCUAUCGAUUCGUAGCCCUGCAAAACGACAAGGCCGGAAAUGGACCACUCGAGAAGUACUUUGCUGGUGAGAAGAUGCACGGUGCCAACGCCGGCAUCUUCACGGCCAACAUGUACCUCGCUGAGGAUCGUAUUCUCUGUUUUGAGCUGGUUUCAAAACGCAACUGCCACUGGAUUCUUCAAUACGUCAAAUCUGCUACUGGCGAAACAGACGUACCAGACACCAUGGCUGAGCUGAUUCUCCAACGACGAAGAUGGUUGAACGGUAGUUUCUUCGCAGCCGUGUACGCCUUGGCACAUUUCUACCAGCUCUUCCGAAGCGACCACAGCUUCUUGCGGAAAAUCAUGUUCUUGAUAGAAUUCACGUACACAACUAUUAGCAUGAUCUUUGCGUGGUUCGCCAUCGGCAAUUUCUUCCUAGUUUUCCACAUCCUGACGACCUCCCUUGGAUCAAGUAUUCUUCUUGGCCAGGUUGGAAAUAUUCUUGGUGUUGUCUUCGAGUGGAUGUAUCUCUUCACUCUCCUCACCUGUUUCAUUUUGGCGUUGGGUAAUCGGCCGCAAGGAACUAACAAGGCUUACAUGUCCAUGGUCUAUUUCUGGGCUUUCAUAAUGAUCUACCUAAUGUUUGCGUCGGUCUUCAUUACCGUAAAAUCCAUCCAACAGGAAGUCAGAGACCACCAAUUCACGGUUUCCGACAUUCUCAAAAACCAAAUUUUCUACACGCUAAUUAUCUCCCUGGCAUCCACCUACCUCCUUUGGUUCGUGGUCUCCUUCCUGUUCUUCGACCCGUGGCACAUGUUUACCUCCUUCCUCCAAUACCUCCUCCUGACCCCAACGUACAUCAACAUCCUCAACGUCUACGCCUUCUGCAACACCCACGACAUUACGUGGGGCACAAAGGGUGAUGACAAAGCCGAGAAGCUCCCGUCCGCAACCCUCAAGCCUGGCGGAAAAGUCGACGUCAACAUCCCCACGGACGACGGCGACCUGAAUGCCCAAUAUGAAGCCGAGAUGCGCAAGAUCGUCUCAAAAGCUCCCCCGGAGAAGCGCGUCCACUCUGCCUCAGAAAUCCAAGAAGAUUACUACAAGUCUUUCAGAUCGUUCGUCGUUAUCUUCUGGCUGGUGUGCAACUUUGCUCUCGUGGCCGUCGUCCUCAGCACCGCUGGUCUUGAGCGUGUAGCUACGAGCACAAACGGAACGAGCAGGAGCGCUAUCUACCUGGCCGUCGUCCUCUGGUCCGUUGCAGGCCUCUCGGCAUUCAAGUUUAUCGGCGCUAUGUGGUUCCUGAUCGUCAGGAUGUUUAGAGGAGUCUGA
Hyaloscypha bicolor E is the source of this 3140-nucleotide messenger RNA. Its product is annotated as glycosyltransferase family 2 protein. The transcript is spliced from 3 exons. Gene Ontology annotation, cellular component: cell periphery; cell septum. The record is from RefSeq and is a predicted model, not a curated record. Gene Ontology annotation, molecular function: chitin synthase activity. Lineage: Eukaryota; Fungi; Ascomycota; Leotiomycetes; Helotiales; Hyaloscyphaceae. The coding region runs from base 381 to 3140 and encodes 919 amino acids.